Messenger RNA from Antechinus flavipes (yellow-footed antechinus), 2457 nucleotides. Its product is annotated as forkhead-associated domain-containing protein 1-like. The record is from RefSeq and is a predicted model, not a curated record. Gene Ontology annotation, molecular function: protein binding. Bases 817 to 2457 code for a protein of 546 amino acids. Lineage: Eukaryota; Metazoa; Chordata; Mammalia; Dasyuromorphia; Dasyuridae. The transcript has 11 exons.
AAAAAUUGGAACCCGAAGUUUUGCAAGGGUGAAUGUUGAAAACUAUCUUUGCAUGUAAUUGGAAAAUAAAAAGCUAUUAUUUUUUAAAGCAUUUAUAGGCAGGUUACUCUCACUAUCUUAGCCACAAACUCCAGGACGGCCUGCCUACGCUCAGCUGCCUCCUUGGACACCGGAGAUCCGUGUUUGUGUCUUGGUUGCUUUGGGUAAAGCACCCCAGAGACCUGAAAUCCCCGAAGUGAGCCGGAGGCAGGCGGGAUCUGAGGACUCUGCUCAGAGGGUGCGGCAGGGGCAGGCCCACAGAGAGCUGAGCGGGAAGAAGGAGCUGAGGGGCAGGUGGACCACAGGUUUGCAGUCUCGGGGAGUUCGCUGCAAAGGGCAGCGUCUGCUGGAGUCAGGGCGAUCGCAGCUCCCCCUUCCCCCCGACUUUCUAGCCUCAGAAGAGCAAAGUUUAGCGCUCGAAGGACAGCGAUCAGUAAGCUGGAAUUGUUGGGGCACUUAGAGACAUCGCUUGAGGUUCAGAGAGGUCGCGGACUUGGCCGAGGUCGCCCUAACACAGGGUUCCGAGUGGGGUUCCAGCCCAGCCGCCCGCCCUCCCAAGCCCAGCGCUCUCCCCCCUGCCCGGAGCUGGGGCUGGUAUUGUCGGCCCCGCCUUUCCCCGAGCCAGGCGCUGCCGGGGCGCCCUGGGCUCUGGCCUUGGAGCCGGGGCCCGGCUCCGCGCUGCCUUCAGCGAAUCUCCCGGCUGGAGCAGCAGAGCCGGCUCCCCUCCCUGCCUUCUUCCUUUGGAAGCCUGGACUGGCCGGUCUUCAGCCAGUUGCCAUGGAGACCGCCGUACACAGGACAGCGGCACGCGGGGCUCGCGGCUGGUCAUCUGCCUCUGAACCUGAGCAGCGCCCCUCAGUCCGGCUCCCCUUCUCCUCUCCACGGAGGGUGAGACGCCUCCUCCAGCCCCGAAGAACAGCAAUCAUGAAAGCUUUUUUAAAAUGUUCCGAAGGCUUUAUUUUCCUGAGAAGAUACACUACCAUUGGAAGGCAUGAAAAUUCUGACAUUGUUUUAAAGACCCCAGAUAUUGACAACCACCAUGCCCUCAUUGAGUUCAAUGAAGAGGAAGGCAGCUUCAUUCUUCAGGAUUUCAAUUCCCUCAGUGGGACCUUUGUCAACAACUGCCACAUUCAGAACGUAGCGGUGAAACUGAAACCAGGGGAUGUCCUGCGGUUUGGAUCCAGGGGGCUCACCUAUGAACUGGUCGUGGAGUUCCUAACCUCAGGGCGGUACACAUCCUGGCCCAGGAUGUUGGAGCAAUACCCCAGCCCGGCAUUCACCACACAGCUCCCCAUCCUCCAAAACCGUCCAGUGAGUGCUCACAGAAGCUUGUCCCAAGAAGUGAUGGAAGGCACACAGCCUCGUCCGCCUGUGGAAAAGAGGCCGACUAGUGCCGGAGGAAGAAGGAUAGUGACUGUUCCUUCAGAUUCUGUUGGCAGAUCUCCUGUUAAACAAGUCUGGACAACUGGAGAGUCGAUCUGGUCAUCUGAUGAAGGUUUCUUGAACCCAGAACAAUGCUCUACAACACCCCAUGAAAAGGGUCAAGUCAUGCAAGUGAGUCAAUCCCACGUGGCCAAAAUACCCCAUCUGGAAACCCAACUCAUUGACCUCUCACACCUGGAUCAGUCCCACCAGAUCAAUUUGUCAUCCCUGGAUCAGACUCAGCUGGUCACCAUUGCCAAUGAACUCAGCACCCAAGAUGACAUCAUUCAGCACCUGGGAGAAGAAGUCAGUCGCCUCUCGAGCUUCGAGAUGGAAUCCAAACACAAAGACGCCAUGAUCGCCAAUCUCCAAAAUGAAGUGGCUACCAUGUCUCAGAGGCUGAUGAAAGUACAGGCAGCACGCAACCGAAAUGACAAGGAGAUGGGUCAGAAGCUAGAGCGCCUGGAUCAGGACAUUGAUAACAAAAAGUCUGAGAUUGAAUCCUUGAAAGAGCAGAUCAACGGCCUCCAAAAAGGAUACAGUGGUAUAUUGUAUCAGACCCUCACUGAGAGAAACGUGGAGAUUGCAAAUCUGAAAGCCGAAGGGGAGAAUUUAAAGAAAGAACAAGCAUUGCAUGCAGAGCUGGUAGCCAAUUUGCAAAACGACAUCGGAUUAAAGGACAGCAUGGUCCACAAACUAAGGCAGGAGGUGGACAAACUGAAGAGUGAAAACCAAGAAAAGGAGUAUCAGCUUUCGGCCAUCAAUUCCAGGUAUACACAACUGAAAGAGGACUUGAAGGAAGAUGAGCUGGAAGCCAAAGACAAAGAACUAAAAGCAUGCAAAAGUCAAAUCAAAGACCUUGAGCAGCAAAUGAAAGACCUGGGGGAACAGCUCCAAAAGAGCUGCGAUGAGCAAAACCUCAUCUCCAAGACACUGAAAGAAAAGAACAAGUGGGAGCCCUGGAAAAUGGCCCCUGUGGGGGUGAAAAAAUUCUAG